GCCCCCGGCUUCCAUGUCUGGAGUGGAGGGACGGCUCCGCGUCCUAGCCUUUAUGUGUACACAUUUUAGUAAAUAAACCGGGAACUGGGACCAGUAUCUGGAAGCAGCGGGACCAACGUCAGUCCGUGAUCAUCGUGGUGUGCUGUUUGGGUACUGGGUGGAACUGUAGCUCACAGUUUAUUCCCCAUUUUAACUUUACUGAGCGGCGUUUUCCGCCGUUUUUUUCUCUCCGCCGCCCCGUUCACUCUAACUCCCCCCCCUCCCCCCGCGUGAGAGUCGGGGCCUGUAGCAUUGGUUUGACCACGAGGAGCGUCGGUACAGCUGGAAUUCGGCGAUGGCGGAGUUCGGUAACGGACUGGCGGAGGAAUCCCUACUAGAUUCAGACCCCGGACACCCCGAACUGGAAGACCCGGGCGUCGGUGACGAAGAACCGGGGUUAGAAGAGGGAGAGGCCGCGAUCGAAGACCCGGAGCUGGAGGCAAUCAAAGCUCGGGUCAGAGAGAUGGAGGAGGAGGCAGAGAAGCUGAAGGAGCUGCAGAACGAGGUGGAGAAACAGAUGAAUCUCAGCCCCCCACCAGUCGGCCCUGUCAUCAUGUCCAUCGAGGAGAAGAUGGAAGCAGAUGGCAGAUCUAUAUAUGUUGGAAAUGUGGACUAUGGUGCCACAGCAGAAGAGCUUGAGGCUCACUUUCAUGGCUGCGGUUCAGUAAACAGAGUCACCAUCCUGUGUGACAAAUACACAGGGCAUCCCAAGGGGUUUGCCUACAUUGAGUUUGCAGACAAAGAGUCUGUGAGGACAGCCAUGGCUUUGGAUGAAUCCCUUUUCAGAGGAAGGCAGAUAAAGGUGGGCGCUAAAAGAACAAACAGACCAGGUAUCAGCACCACAGACCGCGGUUUUCCACGGGCUCGCUUCCGAUCACGGGGAGGAAGCUUCUCAUCGCGUGCACGCUACUACAGUGGCUACACACCACCCAGAGGCAGAGGACGGGCCUUCAGGGGCCGAGGGCGAACAACAUCGUGGUAUUCCCCUUACUAAACACCCCCCUCCCUCCCCAACACUCCCUUACUAUCAACCCUCUCCCCCUCUCUGUUCCCAUUCAAAAAAAAACACACACACACACACACACACACACACACACACACACACACACAAUGAAAAAAGUUUCCCCCUCCCCAACAUUAAAAGAAGAGACCCCCAGAAGAGAGAAAAAAGACAAAACAGGAAACCCUGUGGUGGACAGAGACUGACUGCCGCAGUGUGCGAUUGUGUGUGAGCGUGCGUGUGCCGAGGGUGAUGCGGUCAGCCCUGGUAAGGUAUCAGUUGGCCACUAGGGGAGAACAAGGUGGCAGACUUCUUUAUUGGUUUUUUUGGUUUUGGGGGGAGGGGGGGGGUAUGAUGGUAUCUCAGGCUGCAGAUGUGUCUCCUUUUGGUCUGGCUGUGACCUCCUGCUUUCACACCAUCACAGCCCACCCACUCACCCUCCACCACCACCAAAACAAGAAAAUAAACGUGUGGGGGUGGGGGGCAGCAAUGAGAAGAUAGUGUGUUCAUUUUAGUUUUAAAUGUACUGUACAUGUGAAUCUUCCACCAGCCACAGUGUUGUGUUUUCAGUUUGGAGUAUAUCAUUACCCUCCCACCUCAACCCCUUCUACCCACUGUCACCCCUCACAUCUACCCUUCAAUUAAUAAGCCAUGCUCUCCACCCCCACCCCUUGGCUCAUCACACCACAGAUUGUUUUUCUCUGGACAGUGAUGGACCUGCAGUGUUAGUGGGGCUGUACAUGCAUCUUUUUUUUUUUUUCUUUCUUGUGGGUGGGGUUUGUCGUUGUUGCUCCCCCCACCCCCCCAAGCUCAGCAUGGCCACAGCUCAUUUUAUUCUUUUGACAGGCAUCAGUGUUUUUAUUUUGUGCUACCCCACCACUCCCUCUCCCUCUGUGCUCCUUGUCUCCUGCCCCCUCCCCCCUCCUCUCUCUGUAUAUUAGACCACUUCUUGUCGUUUCAGGUUUCAGGACCAGUGGAGGCUGACGACCCCUCCCCAGGUGGCACCGGCCCCCCCCACUGUCUCUGCAGCGUCUCUCUCUCUCUCUGCUCCCACUAUGCACACUCACCCCAUUCUGUCCGUGUGGGGGGGCGGGGGUGGGGGA
Seriola aureovittata is the source of this 2142-nucleotide messenger RNA. RefSeq names its product poly(A) binding protein, nuclear 1 (gene pabpn1). The transcript has 7 exons. The record is from RefSeq and is a predicted model, not a curated record. Bases 335 to 1033 code for a protein of 232 amino acids. Gene Ontology annotation, molecular function: RNA binding. Lineage: Eukaryota; Metazoa; Chordata; Actinopteri; Carangiformes; Carangidae.